Molecule: messenger RNA, 1545 nt
Organism: Xiphophorus maculatus (southern platyfish)
Lineage: Eukaryota; Metazoa; Chordata; Actinopteri; Cyprinodontiformes; Poeciliidae
Gene: ybey
Product: ybeY metallopeptidase (putative)
Exons: 4
Coding region: 162-668 (168 amino acids)
Biological process (GO): rRNA processing
Molecular function (GO): metalloendopeptidase activity
Source: RefSeq, a predicted model, not a curated record
CGUCACGGUGUCACCUUGAAUUGUGUUCUGAAUGACUGAAUCUGAAUGAGGCUGUUCUCUUUGACUGGGAGGCUCAGUGUUAGUUCCUAUCAGAAGCUAAAGGCUCGGUUCGGGUUCGUCCAUGCCGUGAGGCUCGGCGUCCGUCUCCUACUGGGUUUAAAAUGGGAGUAGUCCUGCGGAACCUGCAGAAGGUGGUUCCUCUCCGCCGCGCCAGGCUGCGCAGGGACGUGGACACGCUGAGACACAUCCUGGGCAUCCAGAAGUUCGACCUGGGCAUCAUCUGCGUGGACAACCGCAGGAUUCAGCAGAUCAACAAUCUUUACAGGAAGAAAAACGCGCCGACAGACGUCCUGUCCUUCCCUUUUUAUGAGGACCUGAGGCCCGGUAAGCUGCCGUGUCCGCUGCACAGAGAUGAGCUGAACCUGGGAGACGUCUUCCUGGGGGUCGAGUUCGUGAUGAAUCAGUGCCAAAAAGAAUCACUAGACCUUCACGGUGCUCUUACUGCCGUCACUGCACACGGUAUCUGCCACCUGCUGGGCUACCGACACGAGACGGAGGAGGAAUGGGCCGAGAUGCUGCAGAGGGAGCGAUACAUCCUGAGCGAAUACAACAGACUGACCGGCCGCCAUCUUGAGCCGCUCAUGAAGGCGUUCAGCCCAGAAACGUGACGGCUGCGGAUCGGCGCCGCGGAUCGGCGCCACGCUAAAUGUUUUGCACCAAUUCAACCACUGCUGAUGUUUGAUGGUUUUAUGUAAAAACUGCUGGAAGGACAUUUACAGCAGAACAAAAACUGAAACAGUUAUUUAAAAAAGAACUAAUCCAGUUUGUGUUUUGACUAUAAUUUUAUUAAAAUCUGCUUUCAGGAAGAAUCAGUCGAGUAUGAAGGGUAGAAAAAGCUUCUCACUCUCACUGCAUAAAUACAUCUCAGCCUCUCGACGCCGCAGGGUUUCACUCAGACGGCAGGAAGUCCGGCUGGACUUCAUCUCUGCCCAAACUGACAAUAUUAAAAAAAAUCAUCUGAUCGGGUAAAUUAUGACCGUUUCAUUUUACAGUGGAUUAAAAACUAUAAGCAAGGAUUCUCCUCUAGAUCGGGUCGAUAAAUACUGAAGAAACGGGAACAGUUUCUUCUGGGCCGCUACGCUGCAAACACCAGAACCAUCUGCUAGCUUUAUACAAACAAAGGUCCAAACAUCCAGAACCAAACAAAGCUGUCAAGAUAAAACUCAUAAACACAUUUAGAAAAGUUCUUUUAGGAGGCACAAGUUCAAAACCCAAUAAUGCCGAGUCCAACUCAGAAGCUCAGUAACUAACAGACAGAACCGAACACAAAGCAGCACAAAAGCAACGGAAAGCAUCCGACCAGAACCGAGCCAGAACCUACGUAUUGCACCAAACGGACCCGCUAAACACAGCAAGCCUCUAGCUCUGCCACAGAUUUACUCCAACAUAGAAUUUCUUUAUUUAGUAGAGAACUAAAGGAUCUGCAAACAUAGAACCAGAACCAGCAGCGUCUGCUGAAACCCGGACAAAAAAAACAACAAAAAA